Plasmodium fragile is the source of this 894-nucleotide messenger RNA. RefSeq lists its product as uncharacterized. The record is from RefSeq and is a predicted model, not a curated record. NCBI's taxonomy places the organism in Eukaryota, Apicomplexa, Aconoidasida, Haemosporida, Plasmodiidae. Bases 1 to 894 code for a protein of 297 amino acids. The transcript has a single exon. Gene Ontology annotation, cellular component: nucleus. Gene Ontology annotation, biological process: regulation of DNA-templated transcription.
AUGAAUUUAGUCGACUACGAACUUUCCAGCGACGAAGAACACGGUGAGGAACCUCAGAAAUGGGAGAUUCAGCACGGAGAUUCAGUAAAAGGAGAAAAUGAAUGUACAGAUAAUAAAAAGAAUGAAAAAAAGAGAAGGGACAAUAGCGCUAGUAAGAACGUAAAUCACGAUCUUGGUGGAAAUGAAACCGAUACGGCGUGUGCUAAAAAAAAGGCGCAUAUCCAUCUAGCGAAGAAAUGGGAUACGGGUAGAGCAGACGCAUCCGUGGGGGAUAAAACGCACGACGCAGGUGAAAUGCGUAACGAUGUUAUUGCAGAGGUGAAGGGGGCAUCCAGUGAAGCGCCUUUAUCUAGUAAAUUAAAAGGCGCAGACAAAAUGUCAGAUUAUGAAGGUUGCGUUGGCGGUGACGAUGACGAAAACUGCAUUGAUGGCAGCGGUACCGAAGUAUGGUCAGGUGAGCAUCAGAGGGAAGGGGACAACAAUCAGAGGAGCGUACCACUAGUGAGUGAGCACACGGAUAGCUUAAUUGGGAAGGGAAGCAACCUCCUAGACAGUAAUAACCUUAUGAAUAUCAGCGUAAACGAAAACAAUUUUGAUGACUUAUUUUUCCUGCCCCCAAAUGAGUACUCAGAUUGUCUGAACCAAAAAAUAGAGGAACUGUCAAAACUGUAUGAAAUAAAUUUAACAAUUAAUAAAAAUAUAAUUAACUCAAAUGAAUAUAAAAAUCCCUGCAUUUUGGAAAAAAUUAUGCAGAUUUUUCAAAUUGAUGUGUAUUCAUCUAAUUAUCCUUUGAAUAUUUACAACCCUAAUGAUUUUUUAUCUAUUGAUUUGUUUAACGAAAAAGGAGAGGAAACGGAUCAGAAGAAAUCCAAGACCAAGUGGUCUAACCAUUGA